AUGUCAUCGACGCCGUCCCAGCUUCUAGGAGUUCUCCCGAACAACCUCAACGGCCUUUCUGCUGCUAGCUCCAGGGCUAGUAGUGAGGCAUCCUUGCAGCGUGUCAAGAACCUGCCUGGUUAUACUACCCCAGUCUUCAAAGGCAAGGAAGAACAACGUGCCAAGGUGCAAGCAGAUGUCGCUGCCAAGGGUUUCAUUCCUCGCGAGCUGGUUGCAAACGAAGUCAACUGGUUCUAUUCUCAGCUCGGUAUCGAUGACACCUACUUUCAAAAUGAAUCGCCUUCUGUAAUAUCUGAUCACAUCAUCGCGCUCUUUGGUGCCAAGGUACUUGCCUAUACUAAGCACGAUCUCAAUAAGCUCGUCAUCGACCUCGAGAGGAUUGACGAGAAAGGAAAUGGGGCGACUUUCAUCCACACCAGUUUACCGGGUCUGACUUCUACCGAAGGGCCUGGUGCUACCUGUGAAUCCAGAAUCGACUCUUUAUACCUCGACAACUCAACUCCGUCGAAUUGUUACCGGCUUGAGACUUUCCGAUCCACUGGAUCCAUAUCGGCGACAGCAUCUCAACAACUGCGCUGUUACUUCAUCACCAAGUGCAACUUCCCUUCUCCACCACCCCCCUCAACCCGGACUGAUGGACUUACCGAUAUCCGUACGGUCUCCGAUACCGCUUUCCUUGAGAAGGCGAGCCCGCAUACUCUUGAAGUGUACCAGAAAAUCAUGUGGCAAGUCGAGAGCCGCUACGGUCCUGUCAUGGAAGUGUUUGAAGUCGAAGGCACUCGUGAGAGGCGUCUUGUCAUCGGAUACAAGAUGGGCGGCACUUCCCGUUUCUUUAGCGCUCUAUCGAACCUCUAUCACUUUUACCAGCUGUACUCGGCCCGCAAGUAUGUAGAACAGUUCUCCAAUGGAAUCACCAUAAUCUCUCUAUACCUGAAUCCGAUGCCCAACUCAACCGGCGCGCCGAUCGAGCACUCCAUAUUCCAGGUGAUGAAAGAAGCAUCUCUUCUGUACUGUCUUCCAGACAACCCCUUUUUCCUCGAUUCUGUCAACUCUGGACAUGCUGUGCAAGAGGCGACCUAUGCAUAUUGUGGUUGGGUUUUCGCUCAACACUUCUGCAAUCGCCUGGGUCCCGCGUACCUCCACCUCAAGAAUAUCCUGGACGAAUCGAACCCCUCACACGCCGAAGUUCUCAAUGAUAUCAAGAGACGCUUCAGGGAGGAAACUUUCACGCGGGAGAGUAUUGCUCAAGUUAUCCAUGCACACGCGGAAAUCAUUCGUCUCCUCUAUGUCAACUUCGCCAUGGCACAUUAUCCGGCUGCAGAUGAGGCAUCACAGCUCGGUCCUACUCUCUCAUACCAGCGUCUUCAAACCACGCAGCCUCUGUCUGACUCUGAGUUGUACGAUAAAAUCAGACGUACAGUCUUGAACAAGCAGGAUCUCCAAGUUCUCGAGAGUUUCCUCAUUUUCAACAAGCACAUUUUGAAGACGAACUUCUAUCAACCCACCAAGGUCGCACUGUCGUUCCGUCUCGCCCCUGAAUUUUUGCCUGAGAUUGAAUAUCCAAACAAACCUUUCGGAAUGUUCAUCAUCAUCGGAAAUGAAUUCCGCGGCUUCCACAUCCGCUUCAGAGAUGUUGCCCGCGGCGGUAUUCGAAUCGUCAGGUCGCGGAACAAGGAAAACUACUCUAUCAACCAGAGGAUGUUGUUCGAUGAGAACUACGGAUUAGCUGCCACUCAAUCUUUGAAAAAUAAGGAUAUUCCGGAAGGAGGAGCCAAGGGUACUAUUUUGCCUUCUCUUGGAGCGCCACCUAGACGCUGCUUCGAGAAAUAUGUCGAUGCUAUCAUCGACCUGCUUAUCCCUGGCCAAACUCCAGGGAUUAAGGAACCCCUGGUUGACUUGUAUGGAAAGCCAGAGUUACUGUUCUUCGGCCCUGAUGAGGGCACAGCAGACAUGAUGGAUUGGGCAGCAUUGCACGCUCGCGAUCGUGGUGCCGAGACAUGGUGGAAGUCAUUUACCACCGGCAAGAGUGCCGAGCUUUUGGGUGGUAUUCCCCAUGAUACAUAUGGAAUGACGUCGCUGUCCAUUCGUCAAUAUGUACUUGGCAUUUACAAGCAGCUUGGACUGAGGGAGAAAGACAUCACAAAAGUUCAAACCGGUGGUCCUGACGGGGAUCUUGGUUCAAAUGAGAUACUCUUGAGUUCCGACAAGACCAUUGCUAUUAUCGAUGGCAGUGGUGUCCUUGCCGACCCUGCAGGUAUCAAUAGGGAGGAGCUCAUCCGUCUCGCCAAAUGUCGCCUGACCGUCGGUCACUUUGACAAGACCAAGCUGAGCAAGGAUGGGUACCUCGUCAAGGUCGAAGAACAGGAUGUUAGACUACCCUCCGGUGAAAUCGUUCUGGACGGUACCGACUUCAGGAAUGGUGCUCACUUCCGUUUCAAGGCAGACCUUUUUGUGCCUUGCGGUGGACGUCCUGAAGCUGUGAACGUUUCUAAUGUUGCUGCUUUGACGGAUACAGAAGGCAAACCCCACUUCAAGUACAUUGUCGAGGGUGCAAAUUUGUUCUUCACGCAGCAGGCAAGGUUACACUUGGAGAAACGCAAGGUUGUCUUGUUCAAGGACUCUAGUGCGAACAAGGGCGGUGUGACCAGCUCCUCGCUUGAGGUGCUCGCCGGUCUUGCCCUCACGACUCAGGAAUACCUAGACCUCAUGAUCUUCAAGGACGCCAAGCCUUCAGAUUUCUAUCAAAAAUACGUCAAAGAGAUCCAAGAAAAGAUUUCGGAGAAUGCCGCAGCGGAGUUCCACUGCAUUUGGCGCGAGCACGCCCGCCUCCAAGGCGCUAAACCCCGAACGCAGAUCUCGGACGAAUUGUCGAUCAGGCUCAAUAACUUGCAGGCAGAGCUUGAACUCUCUGACUUGUUUAAUGAUGUACCUAGUCGCAGGGGUGUCAUGAGACGCGCUAUACCCACUACCCUAGUCGAUCAAGUCGGUCUCGACGCCCUGCUGGAGAGGCUUCCCGAAACAUACCAACGCGCUCUAUUCUCGAGCUGGGUUGCUUCGCAUUACAUCUACAAAUACGGCGUUAACAGCUCUAGUGUAGACUUUUUCCAUUUCGCUCGGGAUCUCGCCCGGUAA
This is a messenger RNA of Suillus plorans, 3132 nucleotides long. Its product is annotated as NADH-dependent glutamate dehydrogenase. The transcript has 17 exons. Gene Ontology annotation, molecular function: L-glutamate dehydrogenase (NAD+) activity. NCBI's taxonomy places the organism in Eukaryota, Fungi, Basidiomycota, Agaricomycetes, Boletales, Suillaceae. The coding region runs from base 1 to 3132 and encodes 1043 amino acids. The record is from RefSeq and is a predicted model, not a curated record. Gene Ontology annotation, cellular component: mitochondrion.